This is a messenger RNA of Tachysurus vachellii, 1826 nucleotides long. RefSeq lists its product as uncharacterized. The transcript has 2 exons. The record is from RefSeq and is a predicted model, not a curated record. Lineage: Eukaryota; Metazoa; Chordata; Actinopteri; Siluriformes; Bagridae. The coding region runs from base 271 to 1038 and encodes 255 amino acids.
CGUGUGCCUUUAAGAACUUCAGGGCUGUUCUGCUGCUCAGGAACAGGAACAGAAAGCGAAACUAACACCGAGGGCUCGCCAUCAACUGCUCAGUACUUAUCACUUAUUAACCAUUCGCAUUCACUGAACCUUGACACACGUUUAUGAAGUUAAGAGAAUUCGCAGCUACACAUCUACACAACACGCAGUGCGACGACUAAGUUGUGUUUCUCCUACAGUUUUGUGUGUCGAAGGAACUCUUAAAGAGGCGGACGGUCUGAACAACACACCAUGUCUAAAGACUCACACGUGUUUGAAGUCUAUCCUGACACAGAAGGCAUUCUGUCGGUGAAAAAAGAUCUGGAGAAGAAGUCACGCGAGGACAACGUCCUCCUCUCGAACCUGGAUUUCUCCGAGAGCGUCUUUAGACACAACCCUCUCAACAAAGCCAUGACCCUGCAGGUGAAAGGUCAGUGGCAGUGUCUGAGAAUCGGCAAAGACCACAGCUUGAUUUACACCGUGUCAUCAGAGGACCAACAAACUCGCAUCGACUGCUGCGUAUACUGCGAUAACGACAAGAUCGAAUCCUCAGAUAUUAAGAGCAUCCACUUCAGCGUGCACUCCUGCCAGAACCAGAGCAGGUCCUGUUUUACGGCAGCCAAAGCCGCACUGGAGUCCGGUGAUCAGGCCCUGAAAAUCACAUGCAACAGGUUUUCCAUCACCUACACCACUCACGGCGUACCUGACGACAUCAAACUGAUCCAAACCAAGUGCCAGUUUAAUCUGCUCAGCGUGACGGCCGAGGCCUUGCUGGAAAGGAAGUGCUGGAUGCAGAAGGAGAAGAAGAACUGUAAAGAGUUGAUCGAUUGCAUGAGUUAUCUGGUCCAGAAAUACCUCACCUCAUUCGAGGUUCCAAAAUCUAACUGCAGGUUCAUUUUACAGGGAGAUAAAGAAAUGGUUGAAAUAAUUUCAGAGGAUGAAAAUUCUGAACCGACGGAAGAGUACGUGGUGAUCUAUGAGGGUUAUUCUAAAGUCCGCGUGUAUCCACCUCUAGAGUGAAGACCAAACCUCAUGCAGGUCUCCAUCAGCUGUUCUGUUGGGAACAUGACAUCUCCAUGUCCAUCUCCAUCCAGAUGUGCUUUAAACCAGCUACAGGCUGUAGAGCGCGAGAUUCACAAGUCAAUAUAAUAAGUGUAAUUUACGUUAGUCGAUGUUAACAUUCUCUCUCUCUCUCUCUCACUCAUCUUCUACCGCUUAUCCGAACUACCUCGGGUCACGGGGAGCCUGUGCCUAUCUCAGGCGUCAUCGGGCAUCAAGGCAGGAUACACCCUGGACGGAGUGCCAACCCAUCACAGGGCACACACACACACACACACACACACUCAUUCACUCACGCAAUCACACACUAGGGACAAUUUUCCAGAGAUGCCAAUCAACCUACCAUGCAUGUCUUUGGACUGGGGGAGGAAACCGGAGUACCCGGAGGAAACCCCCGAGGCACAGGGAGAACAUGCAAACUCCACACACACAAGGUGGAGGCGGGAAUCGAACCCCCAACCCUGGAGGUGUAAGGUGAACGUACUAACCACUAAGCCACCGUGCCCCCUGAUGUCAACAUUAUUAGAGUUAAAUCUGAAGUUUUUUUGGAGGUUUUACAUCAUAAAUAUUUACACAUCCAUUGUAUAAAACUGCUGCACCAAAUCUGAACCAUUUUCCUUUAGAAACUUUUCCUUUAACUAACUGAAAGAAUGUUGUGGAGGUUAUAAAUAUCUUACUGCUGAACCAACCAGAGUGAUAAAGUUCACUUUAUUCAGAACAUUAAAAUACAUCCAAGUGUUUGAGUCGUA